AUGAAAACUUAUUACUUGGUAAUAAUUUUGAAGGUUGUUUUAUUACUUUUUUUUAGUUAUGAUUUUAUAUUUUUAAAGAAUGAAGAUAAAAUAAUUAAGGGUCAAGGAAGUUGGUUUUUAAAAAGGGGUUAUGACCUUUUAUUUGUUCAGAAAGAUAUAUUACCACCACAUAUAAGAAAGGAUAAUCAUAUAUCUAUUUUUUUAUGUAGAUCCUGACAAUCUCAAUAUAUUAUAAAUAAGAUAAAAAAUUAUUUUGAUAUAUUAAAUAAAGGUAGAGAUACAGAAAUGUAUUUUGAAAAUAAUAAUUAUAUUGUUGAUAAUGAUAAAAAAUAUAUUUUAUUUUUAAUGAAUAUUAAACCCCCAUUAAUAUGUACAUUAAUUUGUUAUUUUGUACUUUUUAUUUUUAUAUUAAUUGCACUUAAUAUAUAUUUUCAAAAACAUUGUGAAUUUUAUAUUCCAUCAUUUUUAUUAAAUAACACAAAAUUUAUUGAGAUAUUUCAAAAAAUGAGAAACAAAAAAAUCGCAGUUACUGCUAUUAUGUUUCUAGCUUAUAAUAUCAUAUACUCUAUACUUUGUAAUACAAAUGCAAUUCAUGUAUAUCAAAAUAAAAAUCUAAUAUAUAAUGAUUAUUUUAUUGAGCAUUUUUUUAUUCAACAGUUAAGAACAAAUUUGAAAAAUAUUUAUAAAUAA
Molecule: messenger RNA, 690 nt
Organism: Plasmodium gaboni
Lineage: Eukaryota; Apicomplexa; Aconoidasida; Haemosporida; Plasmodiidae
Product: selenoprotein
Exons: 1
Source: RefSeq, a predicted model, not a curated record